GCCCAGGACCCACAAAAGUACACUACAAAGCUGUGCAAAAUGGCUCCAGCGAUUGCCGCCAUGCUCACGAUGCUUCUGCUGCUCACCGCUCAUGCCUUUGCAGGUCACGUGGAAAGCGAGCAUCUGGGCGGAAGGCAAGCCCAAGGGCUGCAGGAGCCUCCCCUCGUCGCCGGCGGAGCGUUCCCAGAUAGCCAAUGUGCCGAGACGCGUCUGUACAGAGGGCCGUGCGUGGAGAUGCUGUGCGCCGCCGCUUGCCUGGUGCAGAUGCGCCAUGGCGGACACUGCAGGGGAAACUUCGUCAAGGGCCGCUGCUACUGCCUCUCGUGCUCUUGAUAGUCGCCUAGUGAGACGUUCGUUCACGUUCGUGCCGCGAAUACGUACAGCGAUGAUGGAAUAUUGGAAUGGAAUAAGAAUAAUCAUAGACUCUUCAGCA
Messenger RNA from Zea mays, 433 nucleotides. RefSeq lists its product as uncharacterized. The transcript has 2 exons. The record is from RefSeq and is a predicted model, not a curated record. Lineage: Eukaryota; Viridiplantae; Streptophyta; Magnoliopsida; Poales; Poaceae. Bases 40 to 333 code for a protein of 97 amino acids.